AUGGAGUUGAAAACAUGUACAGAUGACUCACCUGGUGGUAGAAUCCAUCGGCACAGGAUGCCUAUCAUUGCGCAACGUUUGAGUGUUGUAGUCCUGCCGGUAGACCUGCAUAACGCUCGACUGCAUUCAGUCGGAAAGAUGCAACCGACUGGCGUGUUGACGGGCCAGAGGCAGAGAGGCUGGGGUCUGGGGUCCGAGGUCUGGUGGGCAGCGGUGAGGGAGACCGAGGGUCAAGAGGAGGAGACGAUCGAGACUGGUUUACGAUGUGGAGCUGCUGCGCCCAUCAUGUUGGUGGCAGUAAGUGGAGGGCGAAGGCGAGGCAAGGGUUGGUUGACCGGUCGUGAGGGUGUCCGCAAUGGGGGCAGAAGAGAGGGCAAGCAAGAAGACAGAAAGUAUCGCUUAAGUGGACGUCUACAGGCAUCAGCAAUGCAUUUAUCAGGCCGUGAAUAUGCAAUAAAAGACAGCAAGGGGCGCCGUGGCAUGAGUAAUUUGUUUCCUCUAUCCGGUCGGAUGGAAAGCAUGCAGAAUUUGUCGGAAUGUGAAAUGAUAUGA
Molecule: messenger RNA, 552 nt
Organism: Protopolystoma xenopodis
Lineage: Eukaryota; Metazoa; Platyhelminthes; Monogenea; Polystomatidea; Polystomatidae
Source: the annotation of a GenBank genome assembly